Molecule: messenger RNA, 3567 nt
Organism: Aspergillus ibericus CBS 121593
Lineage: Eukaryota; Fungi; Ascomycota; Eurotiomycetes; Eurotiales; Aspergillaceae
Product: ATP-dependent metallopeptidase FtsH/Yme1/Tma family protein
Exons: 2
Coding region: 385-3075 (896 amino acids)
Biological process (GO): protein-containing complex assembly; mitochondrial protein processing
Cellular component (GO): m-AAA complex; membrane
Molecular function (GO): ATP binding; ATP-dependent peptidase activity; metalloendopeptidase activity
Source: RefSeq, a predicted model, not a curated record
CCAAUCUCAACAGCGAUGGCACUUCCCAACCACCCCCCACGGUCAGCAUCUACGCCAUCAACCACUGGGCAAUCAAGGCCAUUUGCGUGUGCCUCCACCCGAUUACAACAUGGCUGACCCUGUCCACCGACUUCCUUGGGGUUCUGGGCGGUGGGCGGCGGUGGGCGGAUGACUCAGCCGGCGAACGGAACGAGGAAAAACGAAGGCGGGAAGCGUGGGAGAGAACGAACUUCCAGCGACAUCAGCUCCCCCAAGAGCUUUCACCGUCCCCGCCACAUCCUUUUCCAGCAGUGCCUCUAUGGCUGCAGCACUCUCGACUUGCCAUUGAGACGUCAGAUUCCCCCACCCGCUUGACCUUAGCCUCCGGGCUCAUCUUCCUCGACCAUGGCCUCCUCCCUGCUCCGCCGGCCAGGCAAUCUUGCUCGAUACUCGAGGAGAGCCGUAGACUGCAUUUACCGCGCAGGGCCGCUCUCUGCACACGCUCCGCAGUCAAGGCUUACAACUCUUAUCAUCACACACCGCGCCAGGACAUAUGCUACGCAGCCCUCCGGGGGCCCGAAACCCCCGAACGACAAAGCCAACAACAAGAAGCCGGCAAGCUCAGGAACCGGACCCGGGGAUAAUGACGGAACUCCCAAGGCGGAGGAGGAGCCUGUGCUCAGCAAGGAAGAACUGGAACAACUCGACAAGCUCAUCGCGCACUUGAAGGAACGGGUACCCAACUCGCAACAUUCGAUGCUCGAGGACGCGCGGACGGUGAUGAUGAGACAUGGAUUUCCUCCGCCGGUGAAGGACUUUAUUGACAAGCACAUCAGAACCGGGCAGGGUGCCAGUAUGAUCACGUACCUGCGUUUAACAGCCGAACUGGCUGGUUAUCUCGAUCAAUUCGCCCGUCACCUAUACGAAGUCGAACAGGAGAGAUUGUCGAAGGAGAAGGGGACGAAGGAGAAAGAAGAGGGCCAAGGAAAAGAGGCAUCUCAGAAUCAGGAAACACAAAAGGAAUCAAAGGAAGAAGAGCCACGACGGCGACAGGAAGAACAGCAAGGACAACAACGGGAUAACAAGAACCCGUUCGGCAAGAAACCGCCGGAGCCUCAAGAAGUGUUUUCUUUCAAAAUCGACAACUUGUAUCUUUGGGCGGGCAUACUUGUCAGCUACUAUGUCUACCGCAGCUUCUUCCCCAGUGAGAACACCAACGAGAUAACGUGGCAGGAGUUUAGAUCGAAUUUCCUUGAGAGGGGCUUGGUUGAGAGGCUGGUUGUCAUCAACAACUCCCGGGUUCGCGUGGAACUUCACCGUGAGGCGGUAGCUCAAGUCCAUCCCGACUCGCCGGCUGCCCAUCCUGGCUUCUUCUACUAUUUCAACAUUGGGUCCGUUGAUGGCUUUGAGCGGAAAUUGGAUCAAGCUCAGAAUGAACUUGGAAUUCCCACUUCCGAACGAAUUCCCGUGAUGUACCAGGGAGAGCUUCCCUGGGCAGCUACGAUCGUCAGCUUUGGCCCCACCGUGCUACUCCUGGCCGGUAUCUACUUCUUGUCAAGACGUGCAAAUGGUGGCGCUGGCCAGGGCGGGAUCUUUGGCAUUGGAAAGAGCCGUGCCAAGCGCUUCAACCAGGAGACUGAUAUCAAGAUCAAAUUCUCCGACGUGGCUGGAAUGGACGAGGCCAAGGUGGAGAUCAUGGAGUUUGUCAGCUUCCUCAAGAACCCGGAGCGAUUCCAGAAGUUGGGUGCCAAAAUCCCCCGUGGCGCCAUUCUCUCGGGUCCGCCCGGUACCGGUAAGACGUUGCUGGCAAAGGCUACCGCGGGCGAAUCUGGCGUGCCUUUCUUCAGCGUCAGUGGAUCGGAGUUUGUCGAGAUGUUCGUCGGUGUCGGUCCCUCCCGGGUUCGUGACCUCUUCGCCAACGCGCGGAAAGCCACCCCUUGCAUUAUCUUCAUUGAUGAGAUUGAUGCCAUCGGCAAAUCGAGAUCGAAGUCGAACUACGGCGGCAACGAUGAGCGUGAGAGCACCCUGAAUCAGAUCUUGACCGAGAUGGACGGCUUCAACACUUCUGAACAAGUGGUGGUCUUGGCCGGUACGAAUAGACCCGACGUUCUGGAUCAAGCUCUGAUGCGUCCUGGGCGUUUUGAUCGGCAUAUUUCUAUCGACAGGCCCACCAUGGAUGGCCGCAAACAGAUCUUCGCCGUUCACCUGAAGAAGAUCGUGACGAAGGAGGACAUGGAGUACCUCCAAGGAAGACUUUCGGCGUUGACCCCCGGGUUCGCUGGUGCUGAUAUCGCCAACUGUGUCAACGAAGCGGCUUUGGUUGCGGCUCGUGAAAACGCCGAUCAUGUCACCAUGAAGCACUUUGAGCAAGCUAUCGAGCGUGUGGUUGGUGGUUUGGAGAAGAAAUCUCUUGUGCUUUCGCCCGAGGAGAAGCGCACGGUCGCCUACCACGAGGCCGGUCACGCUAUCUGCGGAUGGUACUUCCGCUGGGCUGAUCCUCUCCUCAAGGUUUCGAUCAUUCCCCGUGGCCAAGGUGCCCUGGGUUACGCCCAAUACCUGCCCGCCAACGGCGACACCUACUUGUUGAAUGCGAACCAGCUCAUGGACCGCAUGGCCAUGACCCUGGGAGGACGUGUCAGUGAGGAGCUGCAUUUCGAUACCGUCACCAGCGGAGCUAGCGAUGAUUUCAACAAGGUCACCCAGAUGGCCACUGCCAUGGUGACCAAAUUCGGCAUGUCAUCCAAGCUGCGCUACAUUUACUACGACGAGGACCCGAAGAGCCAGAUGCACAAGCCCUUCUCCGAGGACACUGCCCGGGAUAUCGACGCCGAAGUCCGCCGCAUCAUCGACCAGGCCUACAAGCAGUGCCACGAUCUUUUGACCAGGAAGAAGAAGGAAGUCGGCAUUGUGGCCGAGGAACUCUUGUCCAAGGAAGUCCUCAGCCGUGACGACAUGAUCCGUCUUCUCGGUCCCCGCGAGUGGCCCGAAUCCAACGAGUUUGCCAAGUACUUUGACGGCCGCGGCACCAUCGCUCCCCCAGAACCUACGGCCCCCGAAGGCAAAAAUGGCCGCGACUCGACCCCGAUUCCCCCAUAGAUGAUACACGUUGGGGUUCUGCAAUUCUUCUUUUCUCUCGAGCAGGAAUAUCACGGCUGACGAAAGAUGGGAGCGGGGGUUGCAUGUCAUAUCAUACUAUAUCGUUUCUCGCUUGGGUUUUGUAUUUAUUGUGAACACUCUCACACACUCACGGAGCAUCUCCUUUCCAACCAUUAUCCCUCUUCUGUCCGGCUCGAACUCGUUUCUUUCCCCGUCGCAAUGUUGUUAUCAUAAAUAUUAGGACCUAUGUUUUUUGCGUGCUCUUCUUUCCCCCGUCUCUCCACUAUGCCCAUCUCCUUCCCAAUUCCCAAUCCAGUUUAUCCCCAGCCAUCUAUCACCUCGCUCGUCUCCUCUCCUCGUUCGCCUCUUUCUUCCUCCGAGAGAGGCAUCCCCUGUGUAUUGUACUUGUAUAGUAGGUAGUCUUAUUUCGAUUGGUGUUUCUGAUACCUAGACGGUAGUGCAAUUUGCAAUGGCAUGAAACUAGAUCCUAUC